Messenger RNA from Saxophila tyrrhenica, 387 nucleotides. RefSeq lists its product as uncharacterized. The record is from RefSeq and is a predicted model, not a curated record. Gene Ontology annotation, molecular function: damaged DNA binding; single-stranded DNA binding. Lineage: Eukaryota; Fungi; Ascomycota; Dothideomycetes; Mycosphaerellales; Extremaceae. The transcript is spliced from 2 exons. Bases 1 to 387 code for a protein of 128 amino acids. Gene Ontology annotation, cellular component: DNA replication factor A complex; site of double-strand break; nucleus. Gene Ontology annotation, biological process: double-strand break repair via homologous recombination; DNA replication; mismatch repair.
AUGUCCGAAGCAACCCCCCGCAUCACAGCCCAAUACCUCGAGCAAUUCUCUCACCAAAACGUCCGCAUCCUCGGCAAAGUCCGACAGCUGCGCGGCGAGCAGGCGACGAUCGAUGCUGGGGGCCAGAUCAGUGUGUAUCUGAACCGCGACGCACAUCUCCAGCUCAACCACGCGGUCGAGAUUAUCGGCAAGGUGCAGAAUGAUUUGAGCGUGAAGGUGAUGGCUUCGACGGACUUUGGGCCGGAGGGGCAGAUCGGUCAGUCUUUGUUCUUGCUAGAUGCGAAAGGCCUGAGGGCGGUGCUGACUAGGUGGAUAGAUUUUGCGGCAGUGGAGGCGGUGGUGGAUGCGACACAUCGGUAUCAUGAGAUCUUUUAUGACAAGGAGUGA